UCAGGAGCGCCCGGCGCGUUGGUUCGACUCGGCGACGCGUCCACGUUUGGGCCGGCGACCCCCGGUGCAGCGCGGCCGCUCCCGGCGGCGCCGGCCGUUAUGGAGGUCCCGCCCCGGCUAUCGCAGGGGCCGCCGCCAUUGUUCCCCUCGCCGCCGGCCCCCCGCAGCCUCUCCCAUUGGCGGCCCCGGGCGCCCCGGCUGCUAGCCCCGCUGCUGCCGUCGCUGAGUUCCGGCUCCGCCCGGCAGGGGGCGCGUCGAGCGCCGCGCCACGUCACCGCCCCCCAGCCCUCGCGAUUGGCGGGCGGGGCGUCUAUAAAGGGAGGGCGCAGGCGGCGGCCGGAUCUCUUCCGCCGCCAUUUUAAAUCCGGCUCCAUCCAACGCGCCGCCGCUGCGACUGCCUCUCCGCGCCGCCUGCCCCCGACCCACAGCCCCGCCGCCAUGGAGGACGUGAACGAGUACAGCAACAUAGAGGAGUUCGCCGAGGGCUCCAAGAUCAACGCCAGCAAGAAUCAGCAGGACGACGGUAAAAUGUUUAUCGGAGGGCUGAGCUGGGACACGAGCAAGAAGGACCUGACCGAGUACCUGUCCCGCUUCGGAGAGGUGGUGGACUGCACCAUCAAGACGGACCCCGUCACGGGCAGGUCCAGGGGCUUUGGCUUCGUGCUCUUCAAGGACGCGGCCAGUGUGGACAAGGUCUUGGAGCUCAAGGAGCACAAGCUGGAUGGCAAGUUGAUAGACCCUAAGCGGGCCAAGGCUUUAAAGGGAAAGGAGCCCCCCAAAAAAGUGUUCGUCGGCGGCCUGAGCCCGGACACGUCGGAGGAACAGAUUAAAGAAUACUUUGGAGCGUUCGGCGAGAUUGAGAAUAUCGAACUUCCUAUGGACACAAAAACAAAUGAAAGAAGAGGAUUUUGUUUUAUUACAUACACAGAUGAAGAACCAGUAAAGAAAUUAUUAGAAAACAGAUAUCAUCAGAUUGGUUCUGGGAAGUGUGAAAUCAAAGUUGCCCAGCCUAAAGAGGUAUACAGGCAGCAACAGCAACAACAGAAAGGAGGGAGGGGCGCCGCAGCUGGUGGCCGAGGUGGGACUAGGGGUCGUGGCCGAGGUCAGGGCCAAAACUGGAACCAAGGAUUUAAUAACUAUUAUGAUCAAGGAUAUGGAAAUUACAAUAGUGCCUAUGGUGGUGAUCAAAACUAUAGUGGCUAUGGCGGAUAUGAUUAUACUGGGUAUAACUAUGGGAACUAUGGAUAUGGACAGGGAUAUGCAGACUACAGUGGUCAACAAAGCACGUAUGGCAAAGCAUCCCGAGGGGGUGGUAAUCACCAAAACAAUUACCAGCCAUAUUAAAGAAGGACAUGGAGAAACAGCGGGAACUUCAUUGCAGGCCGUGUGUCACCCUGACCACGUCUCUCUCUGGGGGUCGCACGUUGCGGGCAGAGCGCAAGGCACACACCAGAAAACGCUGUCCUGUGGUGCAGAUGCUACAGCAACCUGUCUUGCAGGAUGACGACAUUGAAUGGAGAGUGGUCUUCUAUUGAUCUGAGAUGACUAUUUUGUAAAAGACUUUUAGUGUACAUGACACAACUGUGUCCAAUUGUAUAUAGCGGCCGAUUUAGUUUUCUUGUUUUUGCUUUGUCCUUUGCCAUCUGUGUUAUGACAAAUGUGGAUUUGUGUUUAUACAAAUUUUAUUUGUAUAAUUUCAUGUUAAAAUGAUUCUCAAAAAUAAAUUACUUGUGAUUGUUUUUCUGUGUCAGGUACUAAAUAGCUCUGUAAAAAAAUGUAAUUUUAAAAAAGCAAUAAUUGAGGCACAGUUUAUUCUCUAGGAGUCAUGGACAGUGGGGAAAAGCAGUGGUCCUUUAUAAAUAGCAAGCAGCAAACUUUGCCUUAGUGUUCUAAUUCCUUCGACAAAGGUCUAUGCUAAGGAUUCGUGUCCAUGUUUAAAAUAACCAUAAAUGCUAACUACCAUGCAGUUGAACAGUGUUUGUCCCCCACAUAUGCAUUCUUGGGAUCUUUGUGAUGAGAAGUGUUAAUUCAGCAUGUUGUGAAAAGCUGAAAUUGUUUCUAUUGGGCCAUUGAUCCCUUGACUUUUAUUUUCAAAGUAGAGUACCUUUUUAUUAAACACCACAAAAUAAGGCAUAGUUAGUAACUGCUUUUAUGAGUUAACAAGAUGCUUUGAGCCUAUUUGUAAAAAAUUAAAAAAAACCCACUCAUCUAUUAUGAUGACUUGACACUUGCAUUGAAUGUGAGUGUAAUUCAAAUUUCAUAUUUCCACAUCCAUUAAAACUUGAUCAAAGAUUAACAUGGGCAAGAUUUUCACUGCAGAAUUGUAAGUAAAUGAAUUGUACUCUGAAAUAGUGAAUUAUGUCACUGCCACUGCCAAACCAUAAAUAGCUAUUUCCUAUUGGAACACAUACUUGGAAAGCUUUAGUAGUUAACGGCUUUUGUCUUGGAAGUUUUUAGGAAAAGUCAUGAUAGUAAAUCCCAAUAAUUCAUGUAUUGUUUUGUAUUCUAAAUAAAGGUUAUUUUUCCAUUUUUAAA
This is a messenger RNA of Trichosurus vulpecula (common brushtail), 2535 nucleotides long. RefSeq names its product heterogeneous nuclear ribonucleoprotein D like (gene HNRNPDL). Bases 100 to 1344 code for a protein of 414 amino acids. The transcript is spliced from 9 exons. Gene Ontology annotation, biological process: regulation of gene expression. Gene Ontology annotation, molecular function: poly(A) binding; poly(G) binding. The record is from RefSeq and is a predicted model, not a curated record. Gene Ontology annotation, cellular component: nucleoplasm. NCBI's taxonomy places the organism in Eukaryota, Metazoa, Chordata, Mammalia, Diprotodontia, Phalangeridae.